UUUAUAGUUCAUAUAAAUAGUAGUAGUUCUUUUGAGCAUGAAUUACUUACUCCAUGUACAUUUGUCUGAAAGAUUGAGCAAAUAGUGAGGCAAUUUCUCCAACUUCCUCUCCCUCAUCAAUGGCUGUUGAACCUCCAUUUUUCGAGAAAUACAAGGCCAUAUUCCAGAGCUCUGAUCGUGAUGAAAAGCAGAAAUUUCCCAUGGUUGAAGUCUUUGAAGAACUUGAACUACCUCUGAUUGAUCUCAGUCAUUUGAAUCUCGGACCAUUUGAGAGACAAAAGUGCAUACAACAGAUGGUUCAAGCAGCUAGUGAAUGGGGUUUCUUUUCAAUUGUGAAUCAUGGGAUUCCUCAAGAGCUUCUAGACAGGUUGAAGUAUGAACAAGUGAAGGUGUUUCAGCAGCCUUUUGAAAAGAAAACUGAGAAAAAUUUUUUGAAUUUAUCAGCUCAUAGCUAUCGAUGGGGGAACCCUCUUGCAACUAGCUUGAGGAACCUUUCAUGGUCAGAAGCUUUGCAUAUAUCUCUCAAAGAUAUUUCCAAAAUGGAUGAAUACAAUAAGCUCAGGUCUACCAUUGAAGAGUAUGCAGCAAAAGCUAAUAUACUGGCUCAAAGAUUGGCUGAAUAUUUAGCAAAACAUUUGGGUAUCAAACCAAGUUAUUUCCAAGAGAACUGUUCACCAAGCUCUAGUUCUCUUCGAAUGAACAGAUAUCCUCCUUGUCCAUACCCUUCCAUGAUGUUUGGCAUUAUUCCUCACACUGAUACUGAUUUCUUAACCAUUUUAUCCCAAGACCUGGUAGGGGGAUUGCAAUUGAUGAACAGAAAUGGAAGAUGGGUUAGUGUUAAACCCAAUCCAAAUGCUCUACUUAUCACCAUUGGUGACUUAUUUCAGGCAUUGAGCAAUGGGAUUUACAAGAGCAUUGCACACCGAGUGGUAGCCAAACAAGAGGUUGAAAGGUACUCAGCAGCAUACUUCUACUGCCCCACCAACGAAACAGUAAUAGAAAGCUGCAGCAAGCCAAGUUUAUACAGAAACUUUAGUUUCAAAGAGUAUAGAGAGCAAAUCGAAAGGGAUUUAAAAGCUACUGGGGACAAAGUAGGGCUUACUCGGUUUCUUUUGUGAAGGAAAUUUCAUUAUCACCAUGCUUUCUAAGCUGCUGCUGCGCCUGCCAUGACAGCUUAGCUAGCUAGUCAUGACAGUACAGUCUCAUAGCUCAUGACACUUAUAUGAAAUAAUUGUACUUUUUCUUUUAAGUUUUUGUGGGAUUCAAGUGCUGCAAGUUUGGCCGUUAUUGUUUUAACAUUUUCUGCAAGAAGAAUAAACUAUAUAUGGAUAUAUUAUUUGACUGUA
Molecule: messenger RNA, 1346 nt
Organism: Durio zibethinus
Lineage: Eukaryota; Viridiplantae; Streptophyta; Magnoliopsida; Malvales; Malvaceae
Product: gibberellin 2-beta-dioxygenase 8-like
Source: RefSeq, a predicted model, not a curated record